AUGUCCCACACAACAACAACCCACCUCCUCACCCCCCUCUUCUCAUCCUUCCGCACCCUCACCCUCUCAACCCGCAAACCCCUCCCAAAAACCACCCUCCAAACCCCCACCANAACCCACCUCCUCACCCCCCUCUUCUCAUCCUUCCGCACCCUCACCCUCUCAACCCGCAAACCCCUCCCAAAAACCACCCUCCAAACCCCCACCAAUACAAAAAGAGCAUUCAGCACCACCACCCCUCUCGCCGCCCGCCCAGCACGAAAUGCGGCGAACAAGACGGAUCCCAGGAUUUCGUUAAUCCGAUACCACAUGCAGCACCCCAAGACGCCGCGACCGCUGAGGCUGAGUCGGCUGCGGGCGUUGCGACAUUGGACGAUUCACCGGGCGUGGAUGUUGGCGCGACGGAAGAGGAUGGAGGCCGAGGAGGGGGAGUUGAUGAGGUUCGUAGAUAUCCGCUUUAUGUUUUUUGGUUUGGGGGAUUGAGAUUUGAGGGAGGUAUGGAUGUGGAUUUGGAUUGGCAAUUGGACUUCGAGAGACAACACGGAAUUCGCACCAGAAAGAGAAAAAGAAGGAAGAAAAAGAAACUGGGAUCAGAACCAUCAAUCCCUCUUCAAUCCCUCUCUAACCACAAAAUCAACAACCCAAAAAAAGAAGAAGAAGAAAAGCUAACAAUCACUUCACCAGAAUGUACCAAAGCAUGCACAGCGCCUGCGAACUCCUCCGCACAAUGGACACCCCCGGAACCAAAGACGCGGGACGCUUAUACCGCAUCGCCAUGGAGAAGAAAGGGAUCUUCGGACAUGGCGGCGUCCCCAUCGAAUACGCACGAGCACAAACCGAUACACCCGCAAAGGAGGCCUGGAAUCACGGCUGGACACGAUAG
This is a messenger RNA of Hymenoscyphus albidus, 883 nucleotides long. The record is from the annotation of a GenBank genome assembly. Lineage: Eukaryota; Fungi; Ascomycota; Leotiomycetes; Helotiales; Helotiaceae.